Dictyostelium discoideum AX4 is the source of this 1026-nucleotide messenger RNA. RefSeq lists its product as hypothetical. Gene Ontology annotation, molecular function: RNA methyltransferase activity; S-adenosylmethionine-dependent methyltransferase activity; methyltransferase activity. Lineage: Eukaryota; Evosea; Eumycetozoa; Dictyosteliales; Dictyosteliaceae. Bases 1 to 1026 code for a protein of 341 amino acids. The record is from RefSeq and is a predicted model, not a curated record. The transcript has a single exon.
AUGACAUCAUCAAAUAAUAAUAAUAAUAAUAAUAAUAAUAAUAAUAAAUACUUUUAUAAUAUUAUAGAUGAUGAGUUAGGAUAUGCAAGAUUAUAUGGAUAUAUUGAUAGAGAGAAACAAAAAACUUUAUCACCAGCAUUAAUUGAAAAGUAUGAAAAAGAAGCAGAUAAAUAUUGGGAUAAAUUUUAUAGAAAGAAUAAUAGUAACUUUUUCAAAGAUCGUCAUUGGUUAGUUAGAGAAUUUCCAGAAUUUUUAAAAAACUCUGAUAAAGAAGUUUCAAAAGAGAAUCAAUUAUUAGCAUUUGAAAUUGGUUGUGGUGUUGGAAAUACAACUAUUCCCUUAUUGGAAUUAAAUGAUAAUUUACAUUUUGUAUCAUUUGAUUUCUCUGAACAUGCUGUAAAAUUAUUAAAUCAAUCGGUUAGUGAAAAUCCAAAAAUUAAUGGUAGAUGUAAAGGUUUUGUUUAUAAUGCAAUCGAUGGUCCUUCGGGUUUACCAGAUUAUAUCGAAAAUGAUCAAUUCGAUUUAAUUAUCAUUAUAUUCGUUUUAUCAGCAAUGGAUCCAAAAACUAUACCAUCUGUAGUUGAUAUGUGUUAUCGUACUUUAAAACCUGGUGGUAAAGUUUUAAUUAGAGAUUAUGCAAUUGAUGAUAUGGCUCAAUCAAGAUUUGAUAAUAAUAAUCCAGAUUUUGAUAAUAAUGAAGAAGAAGAUUUAGAUGAUAAUAAUAAUAAUAAUAAUAAUAAUAAUAAUAAUAAUAAUAAUAAUAAUAAUAAUAAUAAUAAUAAUAAUAAUAAUAAUAAUAAUAAUAAUACAAUUAAUGGUGGUAGUAAAAACAAAUUGGGUGAUAAUUUUCAUGUUAGAUUUGAUGGUACAAGAGCUUAUUAUUUUAGUUUAGAAGUUAUGGAAUCAUUGUAUAAAGAAAAAGGUUUUAAAACUGAACAAAAUCAUUAUAUAUUUAGACAAGUUUUAAAUAGAAAAGAUAAUUAUUUAAUGGAUAGAAAAUUUAUACAAUCAAAAUUUAUAAAAUAA